Molecule: messenger RNA, 1684 nt
Organism: Abrus precatorius (Indian licorice)
Lineage: Eukaryota; Viridiplantae; Streptophyta; Magnoliopsida; Fabales; Fabaceae
Product: protein NETWORKED 4B-like
Exons: 2
Coding region: 100-1596 (498 amino acids)
Cellular component (GO): vacuolar membrane
Source: RefSeq, a predicted model, not a curated record
UGAUUGCUGAUGGUUGGAAUGGAAAAUCGUACUUUUAGGAUUUUAUUUUUCUUCUAGAGAAGAGUUCUUAUUGUGGACUUUUAACCAUCAGAACCUCAGAUGGAGGGCUCUGACAAUUCUAAUGUAGGUUGUGCCCAAGAGACUCUAUUGGUGACUCCAUAUUAUACUCCAUAUACGAAGCAGAUAUUGUCUAAGUCUGGCCUUCAACCUGUCAAUGUGGACUUUUCACCUAGCUCAGGUGGUGAUAGCUCUGUGGCUUCUAUGAAAGAGGGUUCUGGAUCAUCUUCCUCAUCAUCCUCAGAUUCAGAACAUGAAUCUCUUAUCCAGUUCCCUGAUAUGGAGCAACAAAUUCAGAUUUCUGGGCAGGAAAAAACAGAUGAUGUAUUGUGGGAAAGUGAGAAUAGAAGUUAUGAUAAAUUGCUUAGAGAAUUCAUUCAAAAAGAGGAAGAGCUUAAAGUUUCCAAUUCUAAACUUAAGCUCUCAGAAGAAGAAAUUAACAAGUUGAAGGUUCAAAUUGAAGAAAGUGAGGAUCGGCUUAAUAACGUGCGGAAAGAAUUAAAAGUAAAAGAGGAAAAUCUUGAAUAUGAAAAAGGACAGGUACUGGAGUUGCAAAAACAGACAGCUGUUUUGGAAACUCAUGUUCCUGAUUGUUGCUACAAGAUUGCAAAUUUGGUGGAAAAGCUGGAGGUAGCUGAAGAACAGCUUAAGAUAUCAAAUGAUGAAAUUGCAAGAUUAAAAGAGGAACUUAAUAGUAUGUCAGCUGGUACUGGUGAGUUGGAAGGUCAGCUUGAAGUAGCAAAGGAAAAUGUGUCCACAUUAGAAUGUCAACUUGAUUCAGAGAGAAAGCGGAUUCAGGACCUAGAAGACAGGAUUACAGGGUACAAAGCUAAUGAAUCCAGCCAUGAACUUGAGGUGCAACAAUUGAAGGCUGAAAUGCUUGAUGCUCAAGCACAGUUUUCAUUAGAGAAAGAUCAGAUGCAUUCUGUUAUUGUGUGUUUGUCAGAAGAGAAAAUAGAGCAGGGUUCUAGACUCAAGGAAUAUGAGUCUAGAACCAACCUAUUAGAAAACAAAUUAAGGCAAUUUGAAGCAGAAAAAUUGCAACUAGAAGAGCUGCUUGCUACUCAACAAAUGGUUUUGCAAGGUCAAAUCAGUUGUUUAAACGAAGAACUUGAUCAGAAAAGACAUGAUGCUGAAGCUGUGAAUAAGGAAUUCGACAGGCAUAAGCAGAAAUAUGACAUGCUCAUGACUGAAAGAGAUGAGACCAAUGCUAAGAUUCAUAAACUCAUGGCUGAGGCAAGUUUCCGAGACGAUCAAAUUGCAAAUAUGGAGAGAGAGCUAUUCCAGCUACGCGGACAAAAGGCCGAACUGAUCUCGGGAUCUGUAACUACACUGAAUCUUGUGAAUGAGUUGAAACUGAAAGUGGAAGAACUUGAAAAAGAGGUUACUCGACAGAGUGCUGUGAUCUCAGAUAGGGCAGAGGAGAAGAGGGAGGCAAUUCGACAACUCUGCUUUUCACUUGAGCACUAUAGGAGUGGAUAUAAAGAACUUCUUCAAGCAUUUUCUGAGCACAAGCGUCAUGCUGUUACAGCUUCCUAAAGUUACUUCACUUAUGUCUCAUCGUUUUAUAUUGUGUUGUAGAUCUUUGCAUAUUUUCAAUUUUGUAUGUUUUUUCUCUUAUUACUGC